This is a messenger RNA of Dujonia railenensis, 1278 nucleotides long. Lineage: Eukaryota; Fungi; Ascomycota; Pichiomycetes; Serinales; Debaryomycetaceae. The record is from the annotation of a GenBank genome assembly.
AUGCUGCCUUCUGCUGCUGCUGUCGCUACAAAUCAAUCAGAUGAUUCUGAUCUCCAACAAACUAUCUUAAAAUUGGCUAACUUGAAGCCAAUUGGUCAAGGUAGAUCUAAUAAACUGAUUGAAACUGGACCCCAACUUGAAUGGCUCGAGAAAUUGCCUCAGCCUACAAGAAACAGAUUCGAAAAGUAUGGAAUUGAUCUUUCAAGAGGAUACCCAAUUAUCCCUGAUAACAAAGAUAUUCCUAAAUUUGUUGACGAAGCUUUCGAAAUUAGAAACAAAGAAUAUCCUUAUAUCGAAAGAGGUAAGAAUGCUGAUCCUGAGAAGAAGGCUCUCUUUGGCGCUGCAACUGAAGUAAUUGACCUCACCAAGCACAUUGGAACAGAAAUUGUCGGUUUGCAAUUGAGCGACUUAAACGAUAAGCAAAAGGAUGAAUUGGCUCUUUUAGUUGCCGAAAGAGUUGUUGUCUUUUUCAGAGAUCAAGAUUUGUCUCCUCAAAAGCAAUUGGAAUUGGGUAACUACUGGGGUCAAGUCGAAAGACACCCUCAAGCUCCUCAUGUUCCAUUAAACAACACCACUGACCCAGAAGAAAUUGCCAAGGGAAGCGGAAUUAGUGUUAUCUGGAGACAUUUCUUUAAUGAAUUUUAUGGAUUCAAACCCAGCUUUAAAAAGGGAGGUAUUUCAUCAGGAUGGCAUACCGACUUAGUACACGAGUUCCAACCGGCAGGAAUCACUCACUUACAUAAUGACACCAUUCCAAAGACUGGAGGUGAUACUGCUUGGGUCUCUGGUUAUGCUGCGUACGAUAAAUUGUCACCAGCAUUACAGCAAUUCUUGGACGGAAAGGAAGCCAUCUUUGUUUCUGCUCACGAAUAUUUGGAUCGUGAAAACCCAUUGAAGGGUCCUAAGAGAAUUGAAAGAGCCCACCCACUUGUCAGAACUCACCCAACUACUGGCUGGAAGUCCUUAUUUGUCAACAGAGCCAUGACAAGGAGUAUCGUUGGGUUAGAACCUGAAGAAAGCAAAGUUAUUUUGGAGUACUUAUUCCAAGUUUACGAAAAGAACUUGGAUAUUCAAGUUAGAUUCAAGUGGCAACCAACCAAGGAAGGUCUUGGAACUUCUGCUAUCUGGGAUAACAGAAUUUCUCAACACUUUGCCAUUGGUGACUAUGAAGCUGAAGACUUAAGACAUGGUACAAGAGUUACUUCAUUGGCCGAGGUACCAUACUUUGACCCUAACUCUAAGUCUCAAAGACAAGCUUUAGGCUUAUCUUUGGAUUAG